This is a messenger RNA of Vombatus ursinus (common wombat), 3017 nucleotides long. It is a transcript of the gene LRRC26, whose product is annotated as leucine rich repeat containing 26. Gene Ontology annotation, molecular function: transmembrane transporter binding; potassium channel activator activity; voltage-gated potassium channel activity. The transcript has 2 exons. The coding region runs from base 178 to 1122 and encodes 314 amino acids. Gene Ontology annotation, cellular component: voltage-gated potassium channel complex. The record is from RefSeq and is a predicted model, not a curated record. NCBI's taxonomy places the organism in Eukaryota, Metazoa, Chordata, Mammalia, Diprotodontia, Vombatidae.
AUAUUUGUUCAGAAGCAGGUGAGCGUCAAAAGGGACAGAUAGAUGGGCAGAGCUUGGAGAGAAGACACCCAGAGGAAUUUUCCUAAGCUAGGACCUCCUGACUCCUAAGGGUCACUUUCUGACUUCGGCUGCCCGGGUGAGCUGCUUCGGGGUGGGGGGGCAGAAGGGUGCCCAACAAUGAUUUUCUCCUUUUUGCUGCCCCUGGUGCUGAUGAUCCUGUCCCCACCCUCUGCCCCAGGCUCCACCUGGAGCUGCCUCUCUGAGUGUGUUUGUGGGCAGGAUGGGCAAGUCAACUGCUCUGGGAGGGAACUGCACUCUGUGCCUAUGAUUCUGGACCCCAGUGUCCAAGUUCUUCUCUUGGACCACAACCAUAUGGACUUCUUGCCCCCAGGGGCCUUCGCUCUUCUGCCCAGGCUGCUCUCGCUGGAGCUUCAGGACAAUGGAUUACAGAGAAUCCACGUGCAUGCCUUCUGGGGCCUGGAGGUCCUGAAGUCCCUAGAUCUAAGUUCCAAUGCUCUCCAGGCCCUGGAACCUGGCACCUUCCGGCCGCUUCGUGCACUCCACACCCUGUCUCUGGCAGGGAACCGGCUGAUGCGGCUGGAGCCCACGUGGCUGGGUCCCCUGCCGCUGCUGCAGAAUCUAAACCUGCAGAAUAAUCUGCUCUCUAGUAUGGGCUCGAGGGUCCUGGAAAGGCUGCCUGCCUUGCGCAUACUGAACCUCCAUGGGAACCCUUGGGUGUGCGACUGCACCAUUUCCUCCCUCUGCCGCUGGCUGCAAAGCCAUGCACACCAGGUCCCAGGAGCAGAGUCCCUGCUGUGUGUGUCCCCAGACCGACUGACCCUCAGGCCAAUGGCUGCCAUCACAGAAGCCUCAUUCAAUUAUUGUACACACCUGCUGACCCCUUGGGACCUGGUGGUCAUCAUUAUGAUUGGACCAUUCUCAUUUCUGGCCAGUCUAGUUUGCUGCUUCAUCUUUGGUUCCGUGGUCACUGCCUUUCAGGCUCGACGUAAAAACCGAAGUGUUCGCUGCUAUCCGGUGAAGAGACCCAUCCCCCAGACCCUUGGCCUGGGUGACUCAUCAAAGAACCCAACCACUAACUUCCCCACACUACCCUCUCUAUGACUUCUGUCCUCAUUGCUGCAUGGAGCCGAGCCUUCUGGCUUGUUCUGUAACCUGGUACUUUGCAGGGAGGGACCCGAAGAUCACCCCUCAAUAUAGUUGUGCCCCUCAAUUCCCCAGGCAGAACAUUCUCCGUAGGUUGGCACCAAGAGAAUCCCCCCACCCCUAACCAACCCCCUGAUCAUGCUUCAGAUCUCUGGCGGGAGAUAACUGUCCCCUUGGGGCAGGCAUCAGAAAGCUGUCACGAAAACUGAGGCUCAUAAUGUUCAAUUUGGCAACACCAUGGUACAUGCAUGUACAUGGAAAUGGCAAAUGUCUGUACACAGGAAUGUUAUAAGCUUAUACAUAGGGAUGGCAUGUCUGUACAAAGGAAUAGUAGAUAGCUAUACACAGUAAUGGUACAGGAACCAUAAGUGGGAGCAGCAUAAGCCUGUACAAUAGGGACAGCACAAGCCUGUACAUGAGAAAGGCAUUACAAAAUAAUGGUGCAUGUACCGUGAGGAGGGACAGCAUCUGUGUAUGCCUGUACACAGAGACGGCUGGUGCACACCUUCUGUGGAGUGGCACACCCUGUAUGUAGGGCUAUCUCACAGCUGUACACAGGGAUAGCCCACAUGGGUGUGGAGUACUGGAAAGGAGGUGUGGCCUUGAGUCAGGGGAGAGAGGCAGGUGGUCAAUGCCAAGAGGCAGGAGUUACAAUCUUCCCUCUCCUGGGGGAUGGAGGCUCACCCCAGCUCUGCAGUCCUGAAGGAGGGAUUUGGGGGAUGCAAGAGGUGAGAGGGGGACUUAUUUCAGCUUCCAGAAUCCAACUCUCUUUCUCUCUAGGAACUGAAACCAAAAUGGGUGUGGGAGGUGGAAAGUGGCAGAGCAUGGCUGCCCAGUGCUGAGGAAGCCCAGAGGCUGGAGCAUUGAGGCAAGGGAGGCAAGGGGGGCAGUGGCAGGGCAGCAUUGGUGUAGAAGUAGCAGAGCCAGCCAGGGUGGAGCCAAGCCCGCGGGAGGAAGGGAGAACAGGCCAACUCAAGGGAGGGGGAUGGAGAGAGUGUACAGAGGAGGGAGGAAAAUUGAACAGCUGGGGCAAUGGUACAAGCAGUUUGGAGAGAAGGGAGUAGAGCCAGCUGUAGGAGAAUGGAACUGGGAUCAUGGAGAGCAAAAGAGAGAUGGUGUCCAGGGAUUUAGCAGGAACUGUGUUGGGUGGGGAGAGGGAGGAGGGGGCAAUCGAAGAAAAGGAGGGAACUAAGCUGGGUGGGAGAGCUAAGGAUAACUAGAGAAUUCCUUAGGGUUUUCUUUUGCUUCUAGGGGUCAAAGCAGCCUGUGGAGUGAGGAACACCUCUCCCCUCAAUUUCUCCCCCCACAGCCUCUCCAUGACAGGACCAAGGUGAUAUUUGUGCUGGGAUAGAGUGGGGGUGGGGCAGAAUCUGCCCAGGAGACCACACUGCCCGGUCAACCCUGGCUCCUGAAUAGUCAGACCACUCACAUAACCAAACACCAUACAGAGGGGAUGCUGGAUACCCAGAACCUGGGCAGGGUGAGGUCCACUCUGGGACUUGAGAUCAAUUUGCCUCUGUCAGGCUGAGGAUUCAGCUUGUCCCUCUCACUGCCAAUCCCAAUUUCAGGUCCUCUCACCCUUGACUUACUCACAAGGAAACUCCAAGUCUUGGCACUUGGCCAUACCUCCCCCUGUGCCUAUUUCCAGCAGGGAUCCUGCCCUCUGGGUGCCAAGAUAGGGGUGUGGGGAGGAAGGGAGUCGGGGGCAGCAGCUGCCCCACAGUGCUGGGGAGAAGGGGGGCAAUAUGCAGUCACUGGGGGCCGGGAGGACAGGGGACGGGGGCGUUCCCUCUGGCCUUCCCGAGCAGGACCCCUUAGUCCUCAGGCAUCAGUCCUGACCAGCGCUCCUAGUA